This is a messenger RNA of Prionailurus viverrinus (fishing cat), 1365 nucleotides long. Its product is annotated as liprin-alpha-1-like. Bases 1 to 1275 code for a protein of 424 amino acids. Gene Ontology annotation, biological process: synapse organization. The transcript is spliced from 9 exons. Lineage: Eukaryota; Metazoa; Chordata; Mammalia; Carnivora; Felidae. Gene Ontology annotation, cellular component: presynaptic active zone. The record is from RefSeq and is a predicted model, not a curated record.
AUGGAGAGAGCUUUCGGCAGCCACCGUGGCCAUGGGUGUUUACUGUCGGCAGAGGUGCUGGUUUGGAGGAAGGACCCGGUGAUUCGCUGGGUCCUAUCGAUUGGCCUUAAAGAGGAGGCCAACAAUCGCGUAGACGGUGGCGUUCACGGCACGUUGAUGGCCUUAGACGGGACCUUCGAUGUCACCGCCCUGGCGCUUCUGGUGCAGAUCCCGACCCAGAACACACAGGUGACACCGGGCCGUCUGCACCCGCCCACUGCUCUCCUGCUGGAGACCCCGCAACCUACUGUGGAUCAAAACCGCCAGUUGCAAGAGCGCCUGGAGGUGGCGGAGCGGAGGCUGCAGCAGACCCCGAGGAAGGCCAAGUCGCUGCCCGAGGUGGAAGCCGAGCCGGCCCAGAGGGUGGCCACCCUCUGCAAGGUGGGGCCCCCGUUUCCUUCUGGGUCCCAUGAGGCGUGGCAACAUGGAAGAAAGGCUGCACCAGAUGGAGGCCCAGCUGGAGGAAAAGAACCAAGAACUGCAGCGGGUACGUGUCCGGGCGGAGCAGCCGCGCACCUGGCAGUGAUUGAGGAUGAGGCGCAGGCUGGGGGUGUGGGGGUAAGGCAGAGAGAAAAACUAAAGGAAGAGACUAAUCAACAUCUGUCCAGCACUAUUGACAAGCUCCUGUAUGAAUCGGACAAGCGACUUCAGCGUCAUCUAAAAGAGAGAAUGGCUGCUGCGGAAGAUAAGGAUCACCUUCUACGGAACUUCGAAGCACUGAGGGCCGUAUUAAAGCGGGCAAGAGUGAGAGGCUCUUCGCUUCACCACGGGCGGACGCACGUCGGCAGCAUCCCAGCUUCCAGGUUCCGUCUGGCGGACAGCCCCACGGAUGCCAGCAGCAGCAGCAGCAGCAGCACGGUGUUGCGGCGCCACCGGAAAGGCCGUGUGGCCCGUCUGCGACAUGAGCCUUCCAAGUUGCUGCCUUUGGAGGAAGAGUCACAAGAUAGCACGGCAAGGACACGAUGUGUACCGUCAGCUCCUUCUUCCCAGAGGUCCCUGAGCUUGGACAGGCUGCAGCAAGGGGCACUGCACAAGGCCAGCCACGAGGACAUCAGGGACGCCACAAAAUCCCCAGGCUCUCGGGAUGGCCCCUUGAGCAGCCUCAGCAAAACUAGCAAUAGCCAGGACUCACUGAACAACGCCCCCAAGAAGAAGGGCAUCACAAAAUCCAUCCGCUGGUUGCUCACCAGAAGACAAAAGGUCCACCCCAGCCACGCUAGCGACGAGCCUGCCUGACCAGUUUGCCCACACUGCUUCUACCGAUGGUCUUGCAGCACGCAGAGCCCAGCAGUGACUACAUUUGAAACUUCAACCAGAUCUUUCAUC